Messenger RNA from Spodoptera exigua (beet armyworm), 1239 nucleotides. NCBI's taxonomy places the organism in Eukaryota, Metazoa, Arthropoda, Insecta, Lepidoptera, Noctuidae. The record is from the annotation of a GenBank genome assembly.
AUGGAGAUACCUAAAAACAAAAACCAAAAUAAAAAUCCACCUAACGGUGAGGAGGACGCAAGCGAGGUCAGCUCGCUUGCGAAUAUAACCGAGGCGCUAGAUGCAUCGUAUGCACGUGCCUCUAGCAGGAAGGAGUCAGACUCAGAGUCCGACUCAUCAUUGUCUGGCGUCAGCAUCGCGCUGCGCCACAAGAAAGACCGGGGCGUUUUUAAACGUCCCAGGUUGGAGCCGUCUUCCAACGAGCAGGAGGCCCCAGCCCCCAAAAUCCCCACGGCUGCGCGGGGUAGGGGCAAGGGGAAGGGCUCCACAAGGGCGGCUGGGAGCCGAUCCGAGCCGGCAGAGCGGCUGGCAGCGGAGGGGAGCGCCCUGGGAAAGGCUGCCCCCUCGGACUCCUCGGAGAUGGAGGCCUCCGGUGGUGAGGGUUCUGUAGGCGGCGCUGAGAGCCUCCGCCUACAAGUAAAGGAAGCACUCCGCAUGCUGGCUGGGCAGAAAACCCAGGCUGGCAGAAAUGGAGUGCUUAAACACGCGGAAGCCGCUAUUAUGUCGGCGGUAUCCCAGCCGGGCUCAGCUGAGCGGCAGAUGGCCGCUAUGCAAAAAGAGCUGGCUGGAAUGCGGCGGGAGCUAUCCCGCUUGGUGGCUGCCAAUACUGCCCUGGAGGCUGAGCUUCGGGCAGCAAAAACAGAGCUCGCCGCAGCUCGGGGAGUCCGAUCCCAACCUGCGCAGCCAGCGGAGGCCGACCUUCUCGGCCUUAUGCGGCGGGAGAUGGCCGCCUUCCAGCAGCGUUUCGACGUGCUGGAGGGUAGGCUCCUGCGACCUCCACUCGCAGCCGGGUCGUAUGCUGCCGCAGCGGCUAAGCCCAAGCCGCCAACCAGCCGCCCGAGCGUACGGCGCGUAGCGUUCCGCGCGCGCCUCAAAGAGCCAAUAGACCACCACAGACGGGGCCCUAAAGGGCUGAUGUUCAGCCGGGGCUGCGGGGUAGGGAAUGCAUGGUUGAGAUUGUACCCGCUACCCAAACUCCCUGAGGAGUCCGUUACCUCCGUGAUCCUUCGCUGUGCUCUCUGCCAACUUGGACUAUGCAGUAUGCUGGUGAUAUGGACCGUUGUAUGGGUUUUCGUCAUUCAUUCUUUUGAAGGUCCAUAUGAAAUAAAAGCGUCCAAGGAUUUCGAUAAAGAGCAGAAUUUCCUCGUUAUAAAACUUGCUACGGAACUAAGACAGGUAAGUGCUUUUGAACGAGUUUAA